Messenger RNA from Cyclocybe aegerita, 681 nucleotides. Lineage: Eukaryota; Fungi; Basidiomycota; Agaricomycetes; Agaricales; Hemipholiotaceae. The record is from the annotation of a GenBank genome assembly.
AUGGCGACUUGUGGGAAUCUCCUCAACACCUCCAAGGUUGCUUAUCAUCUGCCUUCGGAUAUCCUGAGCGCCAAAUCCGACACCAUGUCGACCAAGCUACCCCCUCCACGCUCGAUCUAUGUGAUUGGUCCUUCUUCAACAGGAAAGACGACGCUUUGCGAUGGGCUGGUCAAGAAACUGGGAAUUCCACAAAGCUGGUACAUCACGGAAGUGGCCAGGACAGUCAUGACGGAACAAGGCUAUUCCAAGAAUACAAUCGCCUUGGUGGAAAUGCAAAAAGCUAUCAUGGAAGCCCACUACGCCCGUGAAAAAAUCCUGGACGCAGCGCAUUGUCCUCUACGAGUGUGCGAUCGGUCGGCCAUUGAUCCAAUCGUCUAUGCAAUUUUGACAUCCAGAAACGACGAGGAAGCCAGAGAGAGGCAGGCAUUCCUGACCGGCACCGAGAAGUUCCAGAAAGCCUUGACAAGAUACAAAGCCACGCAUUCGGUGGUGAUACUUCUGACGUCUGUUCCGGAGUGGUUGGUCGAUGACGGUGUUCGCACAACGGAGAACCAGGAAGAAUGCGUCGGAAUCUUCAAGAAAUUGCUCGAAGACUUGAACGUGCAAUACUUCGAGAUUGGCAAAGAAAUGAAGUUUCUGGAGGAGAGGGUAAUGCGCGCUGUCGGGUUGGAAUUUUGUUGA